AUUUAUUACCAAGAUUUACUUAGAUGAUGUUGAGGGUUUUUUUUUUUUGUUAUGUUUUUUCUCCUUCUGUGUGUAUCCUUUGUUAAUAUUAAUAAAUAUUAAUAAAGGAUGUAUUUAAAAGGGUAAUUUUAUUUUGAAAUUGGAGAGAGGAAAAUUCAUGCUGCAAUAAUGUCAGAGUUUCCAGGGGAAUAUGUUGUGAAAUUGUUUGUCUAAACACAUUUUAUUUGGGGUUCAGUAUGAAUUUUCAAUAGAUGUUUUUUCAGAUAAGAAAGCAGUAAUUCAAACGCAAUUAUAUAAACAAGAAGAUCAGAGAGGAAUUAUCCUGAAGGGUAUAAAAUGAACCAAGAGCUUUUAGUCUGGGUCAUUAUACCGUCAGCUCACCAAUGCAAAGUAAGGUAGGUGUCUACACUGAAAAGGCUUUGUGAAAUGAAAUGUUCUUACUUGAAUUCUUUCUUCAUUUUCAUGAUUUUAGCCAAUACUCAAAAAUGGCAAGUGCUAAGUGAUAAUUUGCUUCAAUAGACUCCAAGAAUUCUAAUUACUGCUCCAAAAUUGUUCAAAGGUGGUGGAGCAUGACUGCAAUCUACGUGAUGUCCGUGCUUUUUGGCCUGGCAUGUGGACAAGCGAUGUCUUUUUGUUUUCCAACUGAGUAUAUGAUGCAUGUCGAAAGGAAAGAGUGUGCUUAUUGCCUAACCAUCAACACCACCAUCUGUGCUGGAUAUUGUAUGACACGGGAUAUCAAUGGCAAACUGUUUCUUCCCAAAUAUGCUCUAUCCCAAGAUGUUUGCACCUACAGAGACUUCCUGUACAAGACUGUAGAAAUACCAGGAUGCCCACACCAUGUUACUCCCUAUUUCUCUUACCCGGUAGCUCUAAGCUGUAAAUGUGGCAAGUGUAAUACUGACUAUAGCGACUGCAUACAUGAGGCCAUCAAGACAAAUGAUUGUACCAAACCCCGGAAGUCCGAUGCGGUAGGAGUUUCUAUCUAACUUCAAUAGCAAGGUCACUUGCGGUUCAGUUCAAUGUGUUUACCUGGAAUACAAUUAAUAAAAUACCAAUAUGUUUCACAA
This is a messenger RNA of Herpailurus yagouaroundi (jaguarundi), 1067 nucleotides long. It is a transcript of the gene TSHB, whose product is annotated as thyroid stimulating hormone subunit beta. Gene Ontology annotation, molecular function: hormone activity. Gene Ontology annotation, biological process: G protein-coupled receptor signaling pathway. Bases 570 to 986 code for a protein of 138 amino acids. Gene Ontology annotation, cellular component: extracellular region; cytoplasm. NCBI's taxonomy places the organism in Eukaryota, Metazoa, Chordata, Mammalia, Carnivora, Felidae. The transcript has 3 exons. The record is from RefSeq and is a predicted model, not a curated record.